This is a messenger RNA of Didymosphaeria variabile, 3936 nucleotides long. RefSeq lists its product as uncharacterized. The coding region runs from base 1 to 3936 and encodes 1311 amino acids. Gene Ontology annotation, cellular component: cytoplasm; nucleus. Gene Ontology annotation, molecular function: mRNA binding. Gene Ontology annotation, biological process: nuclear division. Lineage: Eukaryota; Fungi; Ascomycota; Dothideomycetes; Pleosporales; Didymosphaeriaceae. The transcript is spliced from 2 exons. The record is from RefSeq and is a predicted model, not a curated record.
AUGGCAUCCGAGGCUGUAGCUACCGGCAGCUCUAGCGAGGGGCUCACCCCUGCCCAGAAGCUCAUGGAGCAGCACGACCACCAUGUCACGGUCGAGGACGUUGUCGACGAGGACGAUCUCACCCAUCCUCCGCCGUCUGCCGCCCUCAAGUCCGACGCCAUCGACAGCGCUGCUGCCCCCUUGAGCGAGAAGGCUGCUGGCAAACAGAAAGCUAACGACACGGCUGCGCCCGCCAAAAAAGCCGCCGGGCUGAACACCGCUUCAGAAGAGGCAUUUCCAGCUCUCGGCCCUGUCAAGCCCCGUGCCCAGGCUGCUGUUGCACCCACUUGGGGCAAGAAGCCUGCCUCACUGGCUGCGAAUGGCGUCAAUGGCAGUGGUACCGCCUCGCGUGCUUCGAACCCAGCCUCUGGAACCGCUACUCCCGCCUCUGUUCCAGCCUCGCGUGGCCCCGCCCUCCCGAGCAUGGCUCUUCCUGGCAAGCACAAAGAGCAGAUUGCGUUCCUUACCUCCGACCUCAAGCCGCUGAAGGAGUUGAAGAAGCCUAUUCCUCAGAUCAUCCACGACAUCAACAAGCGUUCUAAGGCUAGGCUCGAGCGAAAGGAAUCUCCAAAUGGCGUCAUCUUCGAAGCCACUGGUCCGGCGCCGGCUGUUCGCCAGUCGCUCUUGGAGGUCGCUAACGAGGUUCUCGCCAAGCAAUCUGUGAAGCUCUCCAUCCCUGCUUCGGUCCGGCCCUUCAUCAUCGGUCGUGGCGGUGACAAGAUCAAGGAAAUCAGCAACCGCUCUGGUGCACGCGUGCAAAUCCCGAAGCAGGACGUACAAGAUGAGGAUGACGAAGUCGACGUGAUAAUUGAGGGCAACGCUCUUACUGCUGGAAUUGCUCGUCAAGAGAUCAUGGCCAUCGUGAAGGAGCGCACAUCGACUGUAAAUCUGCGACUCAAGGACAUCCCCGCCGAAUACUACCCCUUCCUCGCUGGCCCCCGCAAUGCCCACAUCGCGAAUAUCCAGGGAAAUCGCGAUGUUCGUGUGCAAAUUCCGCACUACCAUACCUGGGACGAGCAAGCUCCUGCUCAGGCGCCUAGCAACUUCGUUCCACAGGCCAAGUACCCUAUCCAGAUCUCUGGAGACCGGGAGGCUGCACAGCAAAUUCAGGCAGAGCUUCAACGCCGCGUGGAGCAGUUGCGCACUCAAUUGGCUAUCGAACGCCAAAAUGUAGAGCGUGGUCGCCAUCAAUUUAUUGCGGGUGAGCGGGGUUACUCGUUGCAUGACUUCCUCGAUGAAACUGGCUGUACCAUUAUUGUGCCACCCAGCACCGAUCCGAGUGAAGAGGACAUUUACGUUGUCGGACCUGCCGACAAGAUCAAGGCUGGCGUGGACAAGCUCAAUGACAUCGCGUACAGUAUGCAAUCGACAAUGGCUGACAGCACUCGCGAGCAUCGUGGACCAAACGCCCAGACGCAUGCCCGCAAUUUGACCCGCUAUCUUCAGCAACGCGAGCUCAUCAAAGAACUCGAACGUACACACAACACGAGCAUCGUCGCCCCGUCAGAGCGAGAUGGACCGACCGCGUGGGAAAUCUACGGUAAAGAGGCUCGGGACACCCAAAAGGCACGCAGUGAUAUCAUGAGCAUCUUUGCUGGUCACCCUCCGUCACGAUUCUCCACCGUCAAUGUCGACCCCUUUUAUCACCAACACCUGCAAGCGCGGAACGCACAACACGUCCGCGACAACCUGGGUGUGCAGAUAGUCUUCCCAGAUGAAUUGGAAGAGUCACCAGAGCUGAUCCUUGUGUAUGAGGGUCCUACUCCUCAUGCCGAGUAUACCAUUCCUCGGGGUGCACCGCCCUCUGCAGACGUACAGGCGUAUCAAAAGGCGCUACAAGAGGCUCAGCAGUUCAUCCAACGAUUGACAGGCAACCAGCAGGAGCUUGCUUCUCGAGACAUCGAGACGCAUGCUAAAUUCCAUCCCAAGAUUCAGCGCUUCGUUGAGAAGGAGCAGCAAGGUCUCGAUCAAGAUCAGAUUCCCGUCCAGCUGCUCUUCGGCGACCGUCGCCCCAAGGCUAGCACUUCGAACAACAACUUCGGCAUGCGCGGACCUGCAGAUGCACUUGAGGAACUGUACACCAAAGUUCUUGCUUUCAUCGAGCAGGAGAAGAAGGAUGAGCUCGAGCGUGGCUACACUACUUCCUUCGACUUCCCCCAGAAAUAUGCCAACUUCCUCAUUGGUAAGGGUGGUGAGAAUAUUCGCAAGCUGCGAGAAGAGUUCGACGUCGAUAUCCAAGUCAACGAUGGCAAAGUUGAGCUUAAAGGUCCCCAGGCCAAAGCACAUGCCUGCAAAGCCCACAUUGAAUCGCUUGGAAAGCGACUUGCAGAUGAGGCUACGCACACUCUAAAGGUCAAGCCUCAGUACCAUCGCGACCUCAUCGGCGCCAAAGGAAGCACUGUAAACCGCUUGCAGGAGCGCUACAACGUCCGCAUCAACUUCCCUAGAUCCAGUGGUAAAGCCGAUGAUGAAGCUGCAGGCGAAGGCGCGUCGCAACGCAACUUCCGCGCUCAGGCUCCCGAUGAGGUCAUUGUUCGCGGUCCACGUAAGGGUGCGGAUGAGGCCCGUGACGAAAUUCUUAGCCUCCUGCAGUAUGCCGUUGACAAUUCUCACACCGAUAGCGUUUUCGUUGCGCAGAGUCAGGUCCCACAACUGAUCGGGUCUGGCGGCCGGGAGAUGGAGAACCUCCGAUAUGCAACUGGAUGCCAGAUCGAUGUCCCUGGUGCUCGUGAGGGUGCCGAUCCUUCUGGACGUGCUGAGAUCAAGCUCAAGGGUACCAAGAAGCAAGUCGAGGAAGCGAAGAAGUUGUUGCAGGAGCGCGCUAAGGUCUUCGAUGAUACCAUCGUGAAGACCCUUGAUGUGGAUAAGAAACAUCACAGGACCCUCAUUGGCGGCAGCGGUUCCAAUAUCCGCUCAAUUGUUACUGCUGCCGGUGGGCCCGACAACUCGCGUGAAUUGGCACGUAUGGUCCGUUUUCCCCGUCCUGAAACCGAUGAGUCUGUGAUCCGCGUUGAGGGACCCAAGAAUGUCGUGGAGAAGAUUGUUGCCUCACUCCAGGCUCAGGCGGAAACUCUCGAAAAGCAAGUGACAGAAAAUGUGGAAAUCUCGCCCGACAAGCAUAGACUACUAAUCGGUCGCGGAGGUGAGACUCGUCGGUCUCUGGAAGAGAAGUUCGCCAUUCAGCUCGACGUCCCCAAGCAAACAACUACCGGUGCCGCGCGCUCUCAGGUGAAGAUCUCUGGUGAGCCGGCUCAGGUGCAGCAAGCUAAGGAGCAUAUCCUCGACUUGGUUAAGGGCCAGGAAGGCGAGACCAUCCAAGUGCCGCGCCACCUUCACCACGCUAUCUCGGAUAACGGCCAGUUCUUCCGCCGUCUCCGCAACGAACACAAGGUGACGGUUGAUCAUGCUGGCCAGCAAGUCCCUCCUAGGCCGAGUCAAGAGCAGGGCGGUAAGGCUCGCAAGGGCACAAAUGGUGCUCUACCUCUCAUCACCGAUGACACCACCGGCGGAGCUGAUGCACACUCCUGGGAAAUUGUCGAGAACAACCCCGCCGCCGAGGGCGACACGUCGGCUACCAUCCCAUGGAUACUUCGCGGGCCUGCCGACAACAUCCUGAAGGCGCGCCAGGUACUAGAGAAGGCUAUCGAGGCAGCAUCCAAGCCUUCCGCUCAUGGAUACUUGAUACUUCCGGAUCCGCGUAGUUAUAGGCUUGUUGUCGGUGCAGGCGGUAGCACGAUCAACAGCAUCCGCAAGAAGACGGGCACAAAGGUGCAAGUACCGCGUGAUCAAGCCAAGGACGAGGCUAUCGAGAUUGUGGGUUCGAAGCAAGGAUGUGAGGAGGCUAGAGAUAUGAUUCUGGAUAUUGUGUCUCGAGGCGGGAAUGCUGGUCAGAAGUAG